AUGUUAGGAGCACUUAAUAGCAAAUUCUUGAAAUUUCGAAACAUUUAUCAGAACAUGCAAAUUAGAAAGCAAACAGUGGACUUGUUCAUAAAUGGUACACCUGUCACAGUUCCUUCGUACUUCACUAUAGGACAGGCUUUGAAAAGAGAAAAAGUGGUGGUACCUAAUUUUUGUUACCAUGAGCGCCUCUCGAUAGCUGGCAACUGUCGAGUUUGCUUAGUGGAAGUAGAGGGUUGGAAUAAACCCCAAAUUUCUUGUGCUAUGCCAGUAGGGAAGGGCAUGAGAAUACGUACAAAUUCACCAGAAACACUUCGAGCUCAAGAAGGAGUUCUAGAGUUUAUUCUCAUAGACCAUCCUUUGGACUGUCCCAUUUGUGACCAAGGAGGGGAAUGCGAUCUUCAAGAUUUAACAAUGAGAUUUGGUAGCGAUCGCUCAAGAUUCACAGACAUUCACUUCGAUGGUAAAAGAGCCGUCGAAGGCAAAGAGCUAAGCCCACUCAUACGUGCCGUCAUGACGCGCUGUAUUCAUUGUACCAGGUGUAUACGCUUCGCUUCUCAAGUUUGUGGAUUAGAUAUUUUAGGAACAACGGGCCGUGGCAGUGAUAUGCUAGUUGGAACAUUUGUAGAUAAAAUGUUUUUUUCGGAAAUGUCCGGCAAUAUUAUAGAUUUGUGUCCUGUAGGAGCGUUGACCUCUAUCCCCUACAUGUUCAAAGCUCGUCCCUGGGAACUAAGGAAAACCAAUUCUAUCGAUGUAACAGAUGCUACAGGCACAAAUAUUAUAAUAGACAGUAGAUACGAUCGAGUUAUACGUGUUUUGCCUCGAGAACACGAGGAAAUCAAUCAGGAGUGGCUCUCAGAUAAAGGUCGAUGGGCCAUAGAUUCACUUGAAAUGCAGAGGUUAGUGACACCUAUGAAAAAAAUAAAACAGGGUUGUUGUACAUUCGAUUGGGCCUCAGCACUUAAAGAAACAUGUCAGAUAAUUAAAGGUGUUAGUCCUGACAAAAUAUUAGCUAUCAGCGGUCCUCAUACCAAUGUGGAGACGUUGGUAGCUUGUAAGGAUUUUUUAAAUUUACUAGGAAGCGAACAUACUUACACGGAACAAGGUCUUUGUUCUUUAGGAACAGGUGCUGAUAUAAGAGCUGGCUAUUCUUUAAAUAUAAGAAUGUGCGAUGUUGCUCAAGCAGACAAAAUUUUAUUUAUCGGUACAAAUCCUCGAUUUGAGGCACCUAUUUUAAAUACUUGGAUUCGUCAAGCAUACAGAAGCAACGAGGCUGAUAUUUUUGCUAUCGGUCCAAAAUGUGACUAUAAUUACCACGUUACAUAUUUGGGCGAUACAGUUGAUGCGCUGUCACAGGCUAAAGACGCUUUAGAAUGCGCUAAGAAACCUCUAAUUUUUAUUGGAGUUGAGCAACUAAAUACUACUUAUGGUGGUAAAAUCAUAAGUGAAUUAUCUAAAUUAGCAGAGUGCAAAAAAUGUGAAGAUUGGGAAGUUUUGCACGUUAUACCAUUAGAGGCGAGUUUUAUUGGUGCACUAGAAGCAGGUUGGAAACCAGGUGCGAUAAAUAUGAUAAAGAAAUCAAGCAAUAUAGAACUCAUUAUCUCAUUAGGAGCUGAUCGAAUAUUUUACAACUGGCAGCAGUCAAGUGGCACUAAAUUAAAAAUUAUUUACAUUGGAUUCCAAGGCGAUAGGGGUUCAGAAGUUGCGAAUUUGAUUCUACCCGGGAGUGCUUACACGGAAUCGGGUGGAUUAUACCUAAAUAUGGAGUGUAGAUCACAGUUCGCGUUGCCGGCUGUCACGCCGCCGGGGAAAGCGCGUCACGAUUGGAAAAUAAUACGUGCUAUAGCAGAGUGCUGUGGAGUUAACUUACCUUAUAGCGAUCAUAAUAGUUUGUGCUGCAGGCUCGCAGAGAUCAGUCCUCUUUUCACUUAUUUGGGAAAUUAUGAACCAAAAUUAUUUUCGAAUCUAGCUUGGUCUAUGGUAACAGGUGGCGAUGACGUUGACAAUUGCCAAGUGCAGGUGGAGAUGACUAAAAUAGCCGAUUAUUAUUGUUCAGAUAUUUUUACUUAUAAUUCACCCACAAUGGUGAUGACUAAAAAGGCGGCCAAAGAAUUUGCAAACUCAUGCUAUUCAUCGUUAUAG
Molecule: messenger RNA, 2139 nt
Organism: Arctia plantaginis
Lineage: Eukaryota; Metazoa; Arthropoda; Insecta; Lepidoptera; Erebidae
Source: the annotation of a GenBank genome assembly